AUGGCCCAACCCAAUCACUUAAAUGUCUAUACAGGGCCAGAUUCCGUCAGGAACUAUUUCGAUCCUGAUGUUGCCCCGCCUCUGCCACUAGUCGAGGUACCUGAAGCCUUGAACCCCUAUCGUCAGCAUGGCGUCCGGAUUUAUGCCAAGAUGAUGUCGAUGCAUCCUGCGAAUAACGUCAAGGCUAUGCCAGCACUCAAUCUGCUCCAGAAUGGGGUUGUACCAGGAAAGACAGAGACCAUCGUCGAGUACAGUUCCGGCUCGACGGUCAUCUCUAUGUCAUUGGCUUCCAGAGUCUACUACGAUGUGCCAGAUGUGCGGGCCUUUCUCAGCAACAAGACUAGUCAAGCGAAGUUGAGGUUGAUGCAGUUCUUCGGACUGGAUAUUACCCUGUUUGGUGGCCCUUCUCAACCUGAGCCUCUGGACCCACGAGGAGGCAUUUGUGCCGCAAGAAACAUGGGCAGCGAUAAGGGCACUGCGCUCAACCCAAACCAAUACGAAAAUGACGAUAAUUGGAAGUCUCAUGUGCGGUGGACUGGACCCCAAAUCUUCAAGCAACUGCCCCAGAUUUCUCUCAUUUGCGCAGGAAUGGGUACUUCUGGCACUCUAACUGGUCUUGGAACCUACUUCAAGCAGGCUAAGCCGUCAGUAUACCGGCUGGGUGUCUGCACCGCGCCUGGCGAUCGUGUUCCUGGCCCCCGAUCCUACGCUCUUCUUCAACCAGUAGAGUUUCCAUGGAGAUCCGCAGUCGACCACGUUGAGCAUGUCGGUUCUCAACACUCCUAUUCGCUCUCGCUGGACCUGUGCAGACAAGGCCUCAUCGCCGGCCCGUCUUCAGGUUUCAACCUGCAAGGCCUUUACCAGUUCCUUGAUAAGCGUAUCGCGGCCGGCAAUCUGAAUGAACUAGCCGACGAUUCUGGCGAGAUCCACUGCGUUUUUGUCUGCUGCGAUUUGCCUUACCAGUACAUCGAUGAGUACUUUGCGAAAUUGGGACCUGAGCAUUUUCCUGCAAUCCACAACGAGAACCUUACAAAGGUUGACCUUCACCGCUACGAUGAGGCAUGGGAAAAGACUGCGACUGAAGUCUUCAUGCAAAUUCCGUCUGCAGGUGCUAUCCGGACCAACGAGACCCAUUUGCCGAGUACACCACGCUAUGUCGAUACGAGUAGUGCUGCACUUAUCCCCCGCCUUCCAAACACGAUCAUUCUCGAUCUGAGACAAUCCGAAGACUACCAGAUGCACCAUGUCGCAGGUUCCGAAAAUAUUCCGAUCGUCGAGUCCAGUGACUGGAAACCGUUCUCCGACUCAAAGGUUCUGGAACAACUAUGGCUCAAGCUUGAGACGACAUUUGACUCGAACAAAGACGUCGGCAAAGAGUUGGAAGAAUAUCGACAGAAGCCUAUUCUAGUGUUGUGCUACGACGGCGACAGCGCCAGGGUAGCGACCAGUGUCCUGCGUGCAAAGGGCUUUGAGGCUGAUAGUGUUCGAGGAGGCUUCCGUGCUUUGAAAGAGCUUGAGAGAACUACCAAAGCUACAUCGGGGGGUUGUUCCAAAGAUAUGCCCGCCACCUCGAGCGUUGAAGAAUUGGUUGGUCAUCGCCAGUCGUAUCUCCAGCUGGCGUGA
This is a messenger RNA of Colletotrichum paranaense, 1623 nucleotides long. RefSeq names its product cysteine synthase K/M:Cysteine synthase B. The record is from RefSeq and is a predicted model, not a curated record. Lineage: Eukaryota; Fungi; Ascomycota; Sordariomycetes; Glomerellales; Glomerellaceae. The transcript is spliced from 5 exons. The coding region runs from base 1 to 1623 and encodes 540 amino acids. Gene Ontology annotation, cellular component: cytoplasm. Gene Ontology annotation, molecular function: cysteine synthase activity.